AUGUUAUGGCUCCGUCUGUGGUUCGUCUACAUUGGGGUGCAACAUUUUGAAGUUUGCAUGGCCAAUAUUCGUGUCUUCGAUGGCGGAAUAUCCAGUGCUACUACAAUGGACAAACUGAACGUAGUUUUAGAAGACCGACAUACGCCAACUAAACAACGGGACUCUUGUGAUCCGCGGAGAAAAGGUCCCGUCACGAAAUGUCGGUGGCGUAGACUUUGUUGUCCACCCGUCCAUUCUCCAUCUCGUAGACUCAUACGUGAUCCUUUCCCCUCGUAUAUCAUCCGCAAUGAUAAAGCAUAUCAUAAAUUUGUUGUUGGAGACUUCAACGCCAGAAUAGGAAAGGCCAACGAGAGCGAAUACAGGAUCGGAAAUUUUGGAUUAGGAGAAAGAAAUGAGGAUGGGAACUAUCUCGCAGGACUCCUGUCAGCAGCACGCCUCUUUCAUGGGAACUCGUUCUUCCAGAAGAAAGAAAGCCGCCGCUGGACAUGGGAGUCUCCCAACGGCAUGGCUCAUGCGGAGAUCGACCAUAUUCUGACAAAUAGAAGAUGGUGCCUACUUGACACAUCGACAGUCUCGUCAUUCUAUACUGGUUCCGAACACCGCCUUCUUCGCGCGAAGAUUCGAUUGAGCCGCAAGCUGGAAAAGAACUCUCUUCAUCGACCACGACGAAAAAGUCUAGCUGUAUACGACGAGAACAUUCUGAACGAAACCUUGCGCAAACGUGACUGGCUGAUUAAAGGAGAUCCGACCGAAGAUUACGAGCUGCUUGUCGAAGGAUUGAAAAGUUGUGCCGAGUUAGCUUCAGUUCCUCAUGCGAGAUCGGAUCGCAUCUCCAUCACUACUAAGGAGUUGCUCGAAAAGAGAAGGAAACUGAGGCUUGAUCCUACUGCAACACAGUCAUGUCUCGCCAUUGAACAGGCCUUGGAAGCUGUGGAAACGAUGCGAAAGUCGUAUUUGCCUCGUCUGACAGAUUGCACUACUAUAGGAGAACAUAGCAAUGCACCCUACUAUCAUCGAAUGAUAGCCGUCGACGAGAUUUCUCUGGAAAUUGACACUGAGCUUUGUGCUUUUUUUGAGGCCGCUGGCCUCAUCAACUUUCAUGUGAUCACCCUACAAGAGACGAAAAGCGGGAAGACCGACAUUCAACCAUUAGAUGUACAAUUAGCUCGAAUCGAUCCCCAGUUGGCUCGAAAUGCUGGCGAGUCAACCCUGGCGUAUUUGACGCGUGUUAGGCACAAAAUGCCAUCGCUUCCGGUCCCAUUAAUACAGCGUAUUGCUUAUAUGCAUGAAGCAGCUCGCUUCAGACCACAGAAAUUCGAACUGAAACAUUUGAUGGAGUUGCGCUCUCUACUGAAUCAGUUUGUAAAAAUUAUUGGCGAUGCACCUGUAGUAGACGCGGCCACACCAGCUAGCCCUGCCAAGGGAAUUCUUCAUCAUCUGGGACAGAAAGCGCUUGUAAACAAAAAGAGACGGUCGAAUUUUGGCGGAAGCGACGGCGAAGCAAGGACAUUUUUUCAAGUUGCCGGUUCUGAUCGCGUGGUCGCGAUGAUGAGUUUCGCUGGACCGCGCGAUCCGAUGCGUAACCGGCGGUACUAUGAGGAUCGUCACGUUCUGUCGUCCGAGCACUCGGUGGCAACUGCUCGAUUGAAAAACGUGAACGAUUCGACUUUUAUAUCACCGUCGAGGUCGAUUUCUGGUGGGGAAAAUGGUGUAUCGACCACCCAGAAAGCCGCACCGAUGUCAGAUUCAACAUCACGUCGGCUGCCGGUGAGAGUUUCCAUCACAAAUGCUUCACCAACACGUAGUAGUGGGGGAGCUGCAGGAGAUUUUGGUAGUCUCAUGAAGACGACUUGGAACGAUAUCAAAGAACUGUUAGGAUUCAUACCUCCCUGUCAUAAUGGAGGCACAAGAAAGGUUGGUGCUGCCUGUGAGUGCCCAAAACUGUUUGAAGGAAAUCUUUGUGAGAAGCGGAUAUGUUUGAAUGGUGGGAAGUUGGAAAGGGCGAAAUACGGCCCUGUUUCUUGGGAUUGCAAGUGUCCAACACCGCAGUAUAUUGAAGGAGCCCAUUGUGAAACCGUACGAUGUGGUAACAAUGCGCACUUGCGCACGGAAGAAUUUACUGCACCAUAUGCCGUGUUUGCCAUACCGUUGGCGUGUCUAUUGUUGUUCGCGUUGUGUAUAGCAGUAUGUCAAAUGGAUCUAUGCCCAAGAAGACGGUCGUCUCGUCAUCGCUUAUCGGAUUCGGUUCAAGGAAAUUCUGCUCCACGUAGUAGACGCAGAACUGCGACAUGUACGCAGACAAGACCCCGUGGCAAUCCAGCGGCUGGUCAACGAACCGCAGUCACCCAGAUUAGUGGUGUCGACCCGAUGUCGACCGUGAAACCACUGGAUCCACCUCCUAGUUACGAACAAGCUAUAUCCGCUGUGCCAGUUCCACAACCACCGAGCUACACCGAAGCAGCUCAUGAAUGUUCUCCACCUCCACCUCCUCCUCGGCAACCACCGUUGCCACCGCCUUCGUGA
Angiostrongylus costaricensis is the source of this 2523-nucleotide messenger RNA. NCBI's taxonomy places the organism in Eukaryota, Metazoa, Nematoda, Chromadorea, Rhabditida, Metastrongylidae. The record is from the annotation of a GenBank genome assembly.